AUGGCUCCCCCCAGGCGCGCCCUCAUCGCUGUUACCUCGGCCCACGCCCCCCUCUACCCCGGGGGUAAGGAGACGGGUCUCUUCAUCACCGAGGCCCUCCACCCUUUCGAUGUCUUCCGCAACGCUGGCUUCGAGGUCGAUCUCGCCUCUGAGACGGGCAAGUACUCGCCCGACUGGCUCAGUACCACCGACGACUGGCUCAAGCCGAACGAUCGCAAGAUCUACGAGGACAGGAACUCGGAGUUCCGCCGCAAACUCGACAACAUGCUCACGCCGGCCCAAGUCAACCCCGACGAUUACGGCAUUUUCUUUGCCUCGGCCGGCCACGCCAGUCUGAUCGAUUACCCCGACGCCAAGGGCCUGCAGAAGAUCGCCUCGACCGUGUGGGCUGAUGGCGGUGUCGUCUCGGCUGUCUGUCACGGCGGCGCCAUCUUCACUGGCGUCGUGGACAGUAAUGGCGCGCCCGUCAUCAAGGGCCGCAACGUGACUGGAUUCACGACAAAGGGUGAGGAGGAGGAGGGUGUCCUCGACACCAUCAAGAGCUGGAACCGGCCCACGAUUGAGGCAUCAGCCACUAGCCUCGGCGCCCACUACGUCUCGCCGCCAGGCCCAUGGGACGCAUUCACCCAGACUGACGGCCGCCUCGUUACUGGCGCCAACCCGGCCAGCGCUACGGUCACGGCUGAGGCCGCCGUUGCGGCGUUCGACAAGCUCAAGUAG
Cutaneotrichosporon cavernicola is the source of this 720-nucleotide messenger RNA. RefSeq lists its product as uncharacterized. Gene Ontology annotation, molecular function: glyoxalase III activity. The record is from RefSeq and is a predicted model, not a curated record. The coding region runs from base 1 to 720 and encodes 239 amino acids. The transcript has a single exon. Gene Ontology annotation, cellular component: cytoplasm. NCBI's taxonomy places the organism in Eukaryota, Fungi, Basidiomycota, Tremellomycetes, Trichosporonales, Trichosporonaceae.